CCCGGGCGUCAGUCCGGCCGCGGCGACGGCGGCAGGAGGGUGUCCCGACGCCUCCUGGGGCUGCGCUCGGCGCGGGGACUGUGAAGAGGAGGCGAGCGAGGCUGGCGCGGGGUCGGUGGCCGGACGCAUGGCUUAGGACGCCCCGCCGCCGCUCCCCAGCAUGGGGAAACUUCACUCGAAGCCGGCCGCCGUGUGCAAGCGCAGGGAGAGCCCGGAAGGUGACAGCUUUGCUGUGAGCGCUGCUUGGGCAAGGAAAGGCAUCGAGGAGUGGAUCGGGAGGCAGCGCUGUCCAGGCAGCGUCUCAGGACCCCGACAGCUGAGAUUGGCAGGCACUGUUGGUCGAGGCACUCGGGAGCUCGUGGGUGACACUUCCAGAGAGGCACUUGGUGAGGAGGACGAGGACGACUUCCAGCUAGAAGUGGCCCUGCCACCAGAGAAGACCGACAGCCUGGGCAGUGGAGAUGAGAAAAGAAUGGAGAAAGUGAAUGACCCUGUUCCCGGCUCCAAGAAGCAGCUGAAGUUUGAAGAGCUUCAGUGUGAUGUUUCUGUGGAGGAGGACAGCCGACAGGAAUGGACUUUCACUCUGUAUGACUUCGACAACAAUGGCAAAGUCACCCGUGAGGACAUCACCAGCUUGCUGCACACCAUCUAUGAGGUGGUUGACUCCUCUGUGAACCAUUCCCCCACAUCAAGCAAGACACUGCGGGUGAAGCUCACUGUGGCCCCCGAUGGGAGCCAGAGCAAGAGGAGUGUCCUUUUCAACCAUACUGACCUGCAGAGCACGAGGCCCCGAGCAGACACCAAGCCUGCUGAGGAACUUCGUGGCUGGGAGAAGAAGCAGCGAGCCCCUCUCAGGUUCCAGGGUGACAGCCACCUGGAGCAGCCAGGCUGCUACCACCAUUGCGUGGAUGAGAACAUUGAGAGGAGAAACCACUACCUAGACCUGGCGGGGAUAGAGAACUACGCGUCUCAGUUUGGGCCUGGCUCCCCUUCGGUGGCCCAGAAGUCAGAGCUGCCCCCUCGAAUCUCCAACCCCACUCGCUCUCGCUCCCACGAGCCAGAAGCUGCCCACAUCCCACACCGGAGGCCCCAAGGUGUGGACCCCGGCUCUUUCCACCUCCUUGAUACCCCAUUUGCCAAGGCAUCAGAGCUCCAGCAACGGCUUCGGAGUGCUCAGGAUGGGAGCAAGCACUUUGUGAGGUCCCCCAAGGCCCAGGGCAAGAACAUGGGAAUGGGCCACGGGGCCAGAGGUGCAAGAAGCAAGCCCCCACUUGUGCCCACUACCCACACUGUGUCCCCCUCUGCCCACUUGGCCACCAGCCCAGCCCUCCUCCCCACCCUGGCACCCCUGGGGCACAAGAAGCACAAGCAUCGACCCAAGGAAAACCAGGCCAGCUGCCGGGGCCUGCAGGCCCCACUGGCUGCAGGAGGCGCCACGGUCAUGGGUCGGGAGCAGGUCAGGGAGCUACCUGCUCUGGUGGUGUAUGAGAGCCAGGCUGGGCAGGCCGUCCAGAGACAUGAGCACCACCACCAUCACGAACAUCACCACCACUACCACCACUUCUACCAGCCCUAAGCCCCAGCAGGCCACCACAUGAAGGACCCACCCCCACGCCUCGAGGCAUUAUUAUUCUAUUAAUUAUUGUUAUUAUGACAAUUAUUGUUAUUAAUAAUUAUUGUUACUCCACUAAUAUUUAGCUAGCUUUCAUGUAGAAGAUAUAUGGAAACACAGAACUAAACUUUUAUUUAUAUGUUGUGGGGAUUAUAUAACUCACCCAAGAAGUGACUCUGGGUUUGGAAGGGUCCUUGGGCUACCCCAGCUGCAGGGUCCACGCAGAUCUUCCCAAACCACAGGAGCCCUCGGCCCAGCUGCCCCACUUCUGCUCUUCCGGGAGUGCACCCUUGCCUGGCCAAGCUUCAGAGACCCUCAAGAGCUCCGGAGGACAACAGCUGCUACCUCUCAGUGUUAUUCCGGUCUGACUUCACCCUUAACCGACUGUCACGUGCUCCAGGGGCUUUUGGUGGACUGCAUCGCAGUGCCCUCCCUGCCCUCGUGUUUCCACACCUCAGCCCAGACCCUUAGCUGUGCUUUCUGGAGUUGCUGCCUCACCUUUUUUUUUCUGCCAUGCACAAUGUGGAAGUUCCCCUCUCCCUCCGUGCGCCCCCCUUUGCUUUUAAAGGAUGCACCUGUAUUUAAGGAUUGUCCUUGGAGCCAGCCUUCUCCUUUUGGAAACUGCUACAGAGAGAAGCAGCCACAUAAAGAAGCAUGGUUUCCCAAGAUGGCACCAUUGUAUGACGGAGGGUAUGAAACCUGAGUUUGCCAUCAGCAGAUACACUUUGUGGCUCUCUGGCAACCUUUGUAACUAUAGGUAGAUGCUGCCUGUCCGUGUCUCUGUAUCUUUCUAUAAAUACACUCUCAGGUAUCUUU
Molecule: messenger RNA, 2428 nt
Organism: Microtus ochrogaster (prairie vole)
Lineage: Eukaryota; Metazoa; Chordata; Mammalia; Rodentia; Cricetidae
Gene: Nkd1
Product: NKD inhibitor of Wnt signaling pathway 1
Biological process (GO): negative regulation of Wnt signaling pathway
Cellular component (GO): cytoplasm
Molecular function (GO): calcium ion binding
Source: RefSeq, a predicted model, not a curated record